CUUUGGCAUAUAAAAGAAAAUAAGCGGUAUGCCUCGUUGGUGGACGGAGAGACAUCCAGCGGAGCAAACUUCGCCUAACGGAAAGCAUCUUACGAUCUGAUCUGAGGCCGGGUUGCAUGAUGCGCAUGGCCGCGAAAGAGUGUGAUUCGCUGGGCUGGUGAUCAACCCGCGGCUCCCACAGAAUUGGUUCGUCCGCACAGAACGGAAGCGACGUCGAAUGAGUCGGUGGAACCAAAACGUUGGUUGCCGGAGAGGCACCGCUGCGUGCCUUGUCGACGCAGCACCAACAUGCUUUGUGUGCAUGCAGAUGCACCAGCAGCGGCACAUCACAUGCGUGUGCCUCGUGCCUCUUGUUUCUUCUUGGUUGAGAAAAGGCAGUUGGAUUCUCCUCCCACUCCCACGCUAUACAUACACGGAUGCGCGGCCUCACGCCCACGCCGUCGCCGUUACCAUCUCCAUCGCCACCCCACCUCCUCGCAUGACAGCGGAGGAGGAGGCCCGUCUCAUGGCGCGUGUCAUGGAGGACUCAAUGCGCACGGACGACGAGCGCCAAUGGGAGGGCCUCGAGGAGAUGACUGCCCUCUCCGCGGCCGGCGACGUCGCCAUUCUCGAGCUGGAGAUGGUGCCGAAGGAGGAGGUGAGGGAGGAGCCGUCGGUGGCUGCCUUCCACCCGGGCCUGGUGGGCCAGGGGUGGAGCUGGUCAUGCACGGCGGAGCAGAUGGCGGCGGCCGCCGUGGGGGGCGUUAACUGGUGCCCCACGUCGCCGCAGUUGUAACACUCCGGAUGUAACUUUCUCAAUUUGUACUCCAACUCUUGCCAUUUCCGGCGUUAAGUUAUUUUAUUUUCCCA
Triticum urartu is the source of this 849-nucleotide messenger RNA. The record is from RefSeq and is a predicted model, not a curated record. NCBI's taxonomy places the organism in Eukaryota, Viridiplantae, Streptophyta, Magnoliopsida, Poales, Poaceae.